GAUGCCACAACAACCGCAGUCCAAUGUUAAUCAACGCUAUCAAUGAAUAUUUACGUUUAUUAUAAGACGGGAUGCAUCGAGAAGCGUCGAGACGUCCUAAAUAUAUCCGAUGCGUGUUAGUAUGACGCUCUCGUAUCUAUAUAAACGAAUCGCAUGAAUCCAGAAACAGUAGUGUACUGAAACAACUAGCGAUCAGAAACAUGUCUCUUCUACCAUAUUUUUUCAACUAUGAUAUACCACAUUGGCCGAAGCGCCUUAUUGACCAGAAUUUCGGGCUGGCUUUAACUCCAGAAGAUGUAACUGAUGCUCCAACAGCUACAAGUCCUUUAAUAUCAAGAUUAAGACCGUGGUGGCCGGAUACAGCAUCAUCCAUAAAAGCGGAUAAGGAUAAAUGGCAAAUCAACGUAGACGUACAACACUUCGCACCUGAUGAAAUCACUGUUAAAAUAGCUGGAGGAAAUAUCGUGAUUGAAGGCAAACAUGAAGAAAAGAAAGAUGAACACGGUUUCGUCUCGAGGCACUUCGUUAGACGGUACAAGUUGCCUAAUGAUAUCAAUGGUGAUGCUGUACAAUCCAGACUUUCUUCAGACGGAGUGCUAACAGUGGUUGCUCCAAAAAAUAUUGAAAUUGCAAAAGGUGAAAGAAUUGUGCCUAUCACACCAAGUGGACCCAUACGCCAAGGAACAUCAGACCCGAAACCAAUUCCAGAAAGCUAAUUUCAAGUAGGUAACAUGGUACUCUUUGCGAGAUGUGAUAUUUGUUGUAUUAUUGAAGCACUCUUUGUUAUAUUUUGCUGCAUUUUAAUUAUAUAGUGACUUAAAUGAGUUCAGAAAGUUUCAUUUAAAACUAUU
This is a messenger RNA of Achroia grisella, 851 nucleotides long. Its product is annotated as protein lethal(2)essential for life-like. Bases 201 to 716 code for a protein of 171 amino acids. Gene Ontology annotation, molecular function: protein folding chaperone. Gene Ontology annotation, biological process: response to heat; protein refolding. Lineage: Eukaryota; Metazoa; Arthropoda; Insecta; Lepidoptera; Pyralidae. The record is from RefSeq and is a predicted model, not a curated record. The transcript has a single exon.